AUGCCGCAGCUGGACUCUGGCGGGGGCGGCGCGGGCGGCGGCGACGACCUCGGCGCGCCCGACGAGCUGCUGGCCUUCCAAGACGAAGGCGAGGAGCAGGACAAGAGCCGCGACAGCGCCGCGGGCCCCGAGCGCGACCUGGCCGAGCUCAAGUCGUCGCUGGUCAAUGAGUCCGAGGGCGCGGCGGGCGGCGCGGGGGUCCCGGGGGCCGGCGCCGGGGCCCGCGGCGAGGCCGAGGCUCUCGGGCGGGAACACACUUCGCAGAGACUUUUCCCCGACAAACUUCCAGAAUCUCUGGAGGACGGCCUGAAGGCCCCGGAGUGCGCCAGCAGCAUGUACAAAGACACCGUCUACUCCGCCUUCAAUCUGCUCAUGCACUACCCGCCCCCCUCGGGAGCAGGGCAGCACCCCCAGCCGCAGCCCCCACUGCACAACAAGGCCAGUCAGCCUGCCCAUGGCGUCACCCAACUCUCUCCUCUCUAUGAACAUUUCAGCAGCCCACACCCCACACCUGCACCGGCCGAAAUCAACCAGAAGCAAGUUCACAGGCCUCUGCAGACCUCUGACAUCUCUGGCUUCUACUCUCUGACCUCAGGCAGCAUGGGACAGCUCCCCCACACUGUGAGCUGGCCCAGCCCUCCUCUCUAUCCCCUGUCCCCUUCCUGCGGAUAUAGACAGCACUUCCCUGCCCCCACUGCAGCCCCUGGCGCCCCCUAUCCCAGGUUCACCCACCCAUCCCUGAUGCUAGGUUCCAGCGUACCUGGUCACCCAGCAGCCAUUCCCCACCCGGCCAUUGUGCCCCCCUCAGGGAAGCAGGAACUACAGCCUUAUGAUCGAAGCCUGAAGACGCAGGCAGAAUCCAAGGCAGAGAAGGAGGCCAAGAAACCAACCAUCAAGAAGCCACUCAAUGCUUUCAUGCUGUACAUGAAGGAGAUGAGAGCCAAGGUUAUUGCAGAAUGCACACUCAAGGAGAGUGCUGCCAUCAACCAGAUCCUGGGCCGCAGGUGGCACGCACUGUCACGGGAAGAACAGGCCAAGUAUUACGAGCUGGCCCGCAAGGAGAGGCAGCUGCACAUGCAGCUAUACCCAGGCUGGUCAGCGCGGGACAAUUACGGGAAGAAGAAGAGGCGGUCCAGAGAAAAGCACCAAGAAUCCAACACAGGAGGAAAAAGAAAUGCAUUCGGUACUUACCCGGAGAAGGCCGCUGCCCCAGCCCCUUUCCUUCCGAUGACAGUACUCUAGGCUGCUCCGGGUCCCCAGUCCCCCAGGACUCACCCUCAUACCUCCUGCUGCCUCACUUCCCUACUGCAC
Messenger RNA from Eptesicus fuscus (big brown bat), 1311 nucleotides. It is a transcript of the gene TCF7, whose product is annotated as transcription factor 7. Lineage: Eukaryota; Metazoa; Chordata; Mammalia; Chiroptera; Vespertilionidae. The record is from RefSeq and is a predicted model, not a curated record. The coding region runs from base 1 to 1242 and encodes 413 amino acids. The transcript is spliced from 11 exons. Gene Ontology annotation, molecular function: DNA-binding transcription factor activity, RNA polymerase II-specific; RNA polymerase II cis-regulatory region sequence-specific DNA binding. Gene Ontology annotation, biological process: regulation of transcription by RNA polymerase II; canonical Wnt signaling pathway. Gene Ontology annotation, cellular component: beta-catenin-TCF complex.